AUGUCCGAAUCGUACGAUAAGCAGGCGUGUGACCAAGUUGCGAGAUGUAUAAGAUACGACUGGGAAAGCUUGUGCCCGUGGAAUGUGGCCAUUUGCAGAAUCGCCGGAUUUUACAGUCACAAGGACUGCCUGGUUUACGCGAGGGAAAACGGGUGCCCGUGGGAUGAACAGACGUGUCGCAGAGCUGCACAGAAUGGUCACAUCAACUGCGUGAUCUACGCACAAGAAAACGGUUGCCCCUUUGGCGAAAUAUAG
This is a messenger RNA of Macrosiphum euphorbiae (potato aphid), 255 nucleotides long. NCBI's taxonomy places the organism in Eukaryota, Metazoa, Arthropoda, Insecta, Hemiptera, Aphididae. The record is from the annotation of a GenBank genome assembly.